Caenorhabditis elegans is the source of this 1032-nucleotide messenger RNA. RefSeq names its product Aquaporin (gene aqp-1). Gene Ontology annotation, molecular function: channel activity. The transcript has 6 exons. Gene Ontology annotation, cellular component: membrane. The record is from RefSeq and is marked reviewed. Gene Ontology annotation, biological process: transmembrane transport. The coding region runs from base 18 to 932 and encodes 304 amino acids. Lineage: Eukaryota; Metazoa; Nematoda; Chromadorea; Rhabditida; Rhabditidae.
GAAACUACCUUCUUCAAAUGCUUCUACGAUUCAUCCGGAAAAUCAUGACGGCCGAGGAAGAUACUUUGCCUGAAAGGCUGAGGUUUCACGGAGUUCACACAAAUAUUUUGGCAAGGAACCUCAUCGCCGAGUUUUUUGGAACAUUCCUUCUUUGUUUUAUCGGUCUUUCAAUUGUUUUCCAAUUCCAUGCUGGCGGUGGAAAGACAACUGAAUGGAUUGGAGUUAACAUAGGAUGGGGAUUUGCAAUUAUGUUUGCAGUUAUGGCAACAGCUAGGAUGUCAGGUGGUCAUCUCAAUCCAGCUGUUUCCCUUCUACUUUGGUCUCUUGGUCAUCUCAAACUUGCUUGGGUGCCACUGUACGCAAUUGCUCAAACCGCUGGAGCUUUCGUGGCUUCUCUUGGAAUGUACUCUUAUUACUAUGAACAAUUCAAUGCAUUUGAUGGAGGUAAUCGCACAAUCCUCGGAGCUACUGGAACAGCUGGUUGCUUUGCCAGUUAUCCAUCUCCAAAUCUUGGAGUAUGGGGUCCAUACAUUGAUCAGUGCGUCGGUACCGGAGUUCUCGCAUACUUCCUCUGCGUUGUUAUUGAUGAGAGAAAUCAAAUUCCAAAAAUUUGGCAUCCAAUGUUCUUCGGAUUCUUGGUAAUGAUGAUCGGAACUGGAUUUGGAAUGAACAUUGGAUAUCCAAUUAAUCCAGCAAGAGAUCUCGGACCACGACUCUUCAGUUAUUUUAUCUAUGGUCCAGGUGUUUUCCACUCUCCAUACCCUAACUAUUGGCUAGCUCCAGCCAUUGCUCCAUUUGUUGGUGCUCUUGUCGGUGGAUGGUUCUAUCAUUUCUCCCUUGGAAUGCACAAUCCUGACAUCGAAGAAGCCGACGAUAUUUUUGUUCAACAACCACCAAAAUCUGUAGAGCAACAAAAAUUGCUUCAAGCUUAAAUCUAAUAAUUAUGUACAUUUUUAUUGAAUUUUCAAAUGUUUAAAAAACAUUACUACAUAUAUAGUCUUGAAUCAAUAAAUUAGAAAAAAACUUAGAAAA